AGGAUGCAGUUCAAUGAAUGGGAGAGAGAGAGGAGGAAGUGAAGUGAGAGAGUGAGAGUGCAGUUUGACCGAGCGUGUUGCCCGAGCGAGUGAAGGACCCUGCCCCGUUGCUGCUGCUGUUAAAGCCCUGGUUUGGAGAUGGUUGAUUCCCAGUACUUCCUCCCCAACGACGUUGGGAUCUCUCCUCUGGACUGCAGGGAGGCGUUCCAGCUGUUGUCCCCGUCGGAGCAGCUCUAUGCGCACUACAUCUCGCGGGCCUCCUGGUACGGGGGCCUGGCUGUGCUGCUGCAGACCUCCCCAGAGUCCCCCGCUGUCUACGUGCUGCUGCAGAGGCUGUUCCGCGCGCAGCCCCCCAGCGAGCUGCAGAGCCUGACCAUGAGCCUCACCGACGAGGAGUACCAGGCUCUGCUGGUGUAUGCUGCAGGAGUUUACGCCAACAUGGGGAACUACAAGUCCUUCGGAGACACCAAGUUCAUCCCAAACUUACCUAAGGAGAAGCUGAAAGCCCUGGUGUGGCAGAGCCAGGCGUUUCAGGAUAACCCCUCCGAGAUGGAGGCACUGUGGAGCAGCUGCGGAGACCGCAUGUACUCCCUGGAGGAGAGGCAGAAACAGCUGGGGCUGGGAGACAAGGGGAUCACAACAUACUUCUCAGGGAAUUGCGGUUUGGAAGAUGCAGAGCUUGCUCAGAAGUUCCUCGACUCGAAGAAUCUGAGUGCCUACAACACGCGCCUGUUUAAGACGGUGGAGGCCGAUGGGAAACGCUGCUAUGAGGUGCGGCUGGCCUCUGCUGUCAAGGAAGCAGCUGCAGUGGACGGAGAAGCUGACAAUAAGUGUGGCAGCUUUGAGUUUGAGGGCGCCAGCUUCAGGGUGCUGAGAGGAGACUACGCGCCGCUCAUGAAGAAAGUGGCGGAAAACCUGAGGAAAGCCACGGCCUACGCUGCCAAUGAGAACGAGAAACGCAUGCUGGAGGAGUACAGUCGCAGCUUCACUCUCGGAUCCAUCGACGCACACAAGGAGGGGUCCCGCUACUGGAUCAAAGACAAGGGUCCCAUCGUAGAGAGCUACAUCGGCUUUAUAGAAAGCUACCGAGACCCCUUUGGAUCCAGAGGAGAGUUUGAAGGUUUUGUGGCGAUGGUUAACAAGGCGAUGAGCGCCCGCUUUGCCCAGCUGGUGAGCUCUGCGGAGGUGUUGCUGCCGGAGCUGCCCUGGCCCGCCGACUUUGAGAAGGAUCUCUUCCUGAAGCCCGACUUCACGUCCCUGGAUGUGCUGACCUUCGCAGGCAGCGGCAUCCCCGCUGGAAUCAACAUCCCCAACUAUGACGAUAUCCGGCAGACUGAUGGCUUCAAGAACGUGUCUCUGGGUAACGUGCUGGCCGUGGCGUACGCUACCAAGAAGGAACAGAUCACCUUCCUGCAAGAGGAGGACAAGGACCUGUACGUCGCGUGGAAGGGGCCCUCCUUCGAGGUGCAGGUGGGCCUGCAUGAGCUGCUGGGGCAUGGCAGUGGGAAGCUCUUCGUUCAGGAUGAAAAGGGGAACUUCAACUUUGACCAGAAGACUGUGAGAAACCCUGAAACCGGGGAGCUGAUCUCCAGCUGGUAUAAAGGCAGCGAGACGUGGGACAGCAAGUUCUCCACCAUCGCGUCUUCGUACGAGGAGUGCCGGGCGGAGUGCGUGGGGCUCUACCUGUGUCUCAACAGCCACGUGCUCAGUAUCUUCGGCCACGAGGGCACAGACGCUGACGACUUGGUUUACGUGAACUGGCUCGCCAUGGUGAGAGCUGGGCUCCUGGGACUCGAGUUCUACACCCCUGAGAGCCAGAGCUGGAGACAGGCUCACAUGCAGGCUCGCUUCGUGAUCUUGCGUGUUCUGCUGGAGGCGGGGGAGGGGCUGGUGACUCUGCGCCACACCACCGGAGCGGACGGCAGGCCGGACGCCAUCAUCUCUCUGGACCGGAGCAAGAUCAGGAGCGUGGGCCAGCCGGCCAUCGCGAGGUUCCUGUGUCGACUGCAGGUUCACAAGUCAACGGCGGACGUGGAAGGAGGCAGGGCCCUGUACGAGCGCUACUCCGCAGUGACGGCCAGCGAGCCAGAGAACUUCCUGAAGCUGCGGGACACCGUGCUGCUGAGGAAAGAGACGCGCAAGAUGUUUGUCCAGGCCAACACCCGGGUCAAAGGGGACGCUGUGGAGCUGCUGGAGUACGAAGGCAGCGCGGCCGGGCUGAUCCGCUCGUUCACAGAGAGAUUCCACGAGGACGGAGAGGAGCUGGAGAAAGAGCUGCUGGAGCUGAGUCGAGCCGACUCCCCCUGCUGGUGCUGAGCACUCACUGCGGGUGCCACUCCAACACACACACACACACACACACAUCGAUUCAAACUGAUUCAAUCAAUUAUAAUGACAGCGCUGCUAUAUUUCCUAGCAGCUUUUUAAACAAGCAACACAUAACAAAACAAAGAGAACCCGAGUGACAAUUGAUUACCAAUUAGUGUUAUUGAUUUGGAAAUUAUCAGUUUAAUCAGUUGACCCUGGUAAAAAUGCUGCAUGAUGAUGAUGGACAUAGCUUAUUUCCAGCUGUAAUAUUUUACGUACAAGUUUUAAAUAAACCUCCACUGAAUGAUUUAAAAGAGAAUGUUUGUUUAUUUCUUUCAUGGAGUUAUCUGAACAGCUUAAAAUAGUUUACAUGCAUGAUUGCUUCAGGGAAUUGUGGGAUAGUUCUGGCUGCGUGGAUUGAUUCAAACAACUUAAAACUGAGCAAACGAAAGGACAAUGCAGAACGUACUGAACCAGUCACAUGGACAAAUACAGCAGUGUGCAAAUUUAUUGGAUCACCCCAUUGCUUCUGUUGUGAUUUGCUGAGCAUAUGAAAUCAAACUGCACAUGUAACUUGCUGGGGUCUUUGUAGACAGGGCCAGGGGUAUUGUCAGAAUUCCUAUAUUCAGGUGGUCUUUUUUUGCAGUUUUCACACUGCUAUUUGCUGGCACUUUUAAAAACAGCUAUAAGGAUCUUCUAGGAGAAGGACCUUGUAAAAAUAGUUUUCUUUUCCUUUGCGUUUUGUUCUGCUUACUAAAAUGAAGGCUCCUGUUUAAUUGCAUUGCGAAUGAGCAUUCUGGCUAGAUUCUCAGUGCCCCGAGUACAGUUAAAUUCAUCCUCAGAUUGUAUUGUCAGUUAAUUGAAAUAAAUAGAAGCAGAGCUAAAUACAGCAACUGAUUUCACAUUUUAAAAAUAGGACCCCCAGCUUUUUACUAACAUUUUAAAGACAAAAGAGGCAUGCAGGCACUUUCAGAUGUGUUUUUGGUUUCAUAUACGAUUUCAAAUGACUGCGUCGUUUUUGCUGCACUGCGGUUUGGCUCAGUUCAGAAGUGUGUGUGCUUUACUUUCAGUGCUGAUGUGGGUGAGGUCUCCUGGUUACUAAGUAUUACAGACCCAAGAUUUAAUUAUUCAUGGCAGAUGCACAGGGCGAUUCAUAAUACCUGCAACGUUGCUGUUUUUGCAUGGUUUUCAAUUCUACUAAAUGGUUUAUUGGACAGCCCUCUAGUGGCCAAACGGUGCGUUGCAGAGCGUCUCUGUCAAACAUUUUUCCUUUGCACAUUGCCCUCUUUGUACCCUCCAGUUUUCACCAUGCUCUGUCGAUUGCCAUUGUGAAUUGUGUUGGGUUUCAUCCCCACUCUCCUGUGCAAACUGGCACAUUUCUAUAUGACGCUAGCACCUACCAAUAAAAACAUCAAUUGCAACCAGCUUUCUUUCUUUUUUUUUUU
Acipenser ruthenus (sterlet) is the source of this 3752-nucleotide messenger RNA. RefSeq names its product dipeptidyl peptidase 3-like. Lineage: Eukaryota; Metazoa; Chordata; Actinopteri; Acipenseriformes; Acipenseridae. The coding region runs from base 139 to 2316 and encodes 725 amino acids. The transcript is spliced from 18 exons. The record is from RefSeq and is a predicted model, not a curated record. Gene Ontology annotation, biological process: proteolysis. Gene Ontology annotation, molecular function: metalloexopeptidase activity; dipeptidyl-peptidase activity. Gene Ontology annotation, cellular component: cytoplasm.